This is a messenger RNA of Lodderomyces pseudojiufengensis, 1257 nucleotides long. RefSeq lists its product as uncharacterized. Gene Ontology annotation, molecular function: dioxygenase activity. Lineage: Eukaryota; Fungi; Ascomycota; Pichiomycetes; Serinales; Debaryomycetaceae. Bases 1 to 1257 code for a protein of 418 amino acids. The transcript has a single exon. The record is from RefSeq and is a predicted model, not a curated record.
AUGCCAGUUCGAUCAAAUAAAUAUAAUUUAAGACCAUUCAAAGAAGCUCCAUUAUCAAAAACAAAUAUAAAACCAGUUGAAUUAGAACAUUUAGAUUUAUCAUUAUAUAAAGAAGGACCAGAAAAUUUAAAUGUAAGAAAAGAAUUAGCUUCAAAAAUUGAGAAAUCAUUAUCAACUUAUGGAUUUAUAUCAGUAACAAAUCAUGGGUUUGAUCUAUCCAAGAUAGAAUUUUUAAAAUCCGUAGCUCAAUCACUUUUAGAAUUACCAGUUGAAGAACAAAAAGAUUAUUUAGCAGGAGCUUGGAAAUCUGAUUUAGAAGAUAGAACAAAAAGUUCAGGAGGUGAAAAUGGUUCAGGUUUUAAACCAAAACAAUAUUGGUCAAUGAGAAAUGGAGUUGAAGAUUCUAUAACUCAUUAUAAUUUAAAUAAUUUAAAUCAUUCAAGUUUAUUUGAUACUAAAGCAAAUAAUUAUCCAGAAAUUAUUAAAGAAUAUUUGGAAGAAAUUGCAGAAUAUUAUAGAUUUUUACAUGGUGAUACCCUUAGAAAAAUAUGUAAUUUAACUGAUUUAGCAUUAGAAAUUCCUGAAGGAUUUCUUUAUGAAAAUUAUUUUUCAGUUAUUGAUGGAGAUUAUCAAAAUUCAGGUGGUGGAACAGGAAGAUUUAUGAUGUAUGAAGCAAUGGAUCCUGAAGAUCAAAUUAAAACUGAAAAUACUUGGUUAAGAGGUCAUUCAGAUAGUGGUGGUUUUACAUUUAUAACAUCUCAACCUAUUUUAUCAUUACAAAUUAGAAAUUAUUUUACUGGUGAAUGGAAUUAUGUUGGUCAUACCCCCAAUGGACUUAUUGUUAAUAUUGGAGAUGCAAUGGAAUUUAUAACUGGUGGAUAUUUUAAAUCUUCAAUUCAUAGAGUUGUAGCACCACCAGAUGAUCAAAAAGAAUAUAAAAGAUUAGUAUUAAUAUAUUUUUCAAAACCAAAAAAUACAUCAAUAAUUGAUCCAGAACCUUUAAAUUCCCCCAAAUUAAAAAGAUUAGGUUAUAAUAAACCUGAAAUUUGGGACAAAAUCAAUUUUCAAGCUUGGAAUAAUGAAAAAGGUAGAUUAUUUGGUAAAAAAACUGUCAAUGAUACAGAUGGUGAUGAACCAAAAUUAGUUUUAAUGUAUGGUAGAUUACAUGAAAGAUGGCAUCAAGUAGAAUCAAAUUUUAGUGUUGAUGAAGCAAUUAAAAACUUUGAUGUUAUGAAAUUAGAAGAAUUAUAUACUUGA